Molecule: messenger RNA, 990 nt
Organism: Lolium rigidum
Lineage: Eukaryota; Viridiplantae; Streptophyta; Magnoliopsida; Poales; Poaceae
Exons: 4
Coding region: 1-990 (329 amino acids)
Source: RefSeq, a predicted model, not a curated record
AUGCCCAAGCCGCGCCCUGGCACCGCCUUCCCCAUCGCCGCCGCCCUCGCCGCCCAGGGGCUCAGGGUCGAUCAGGUCGACCCCGACCUCCUCAAGUUCCUCCAGCACGUCCGCCACGACGGCAAUUUGUACGCCUUCGAGCUCCCUGCCCGCGGCGACGGCCCGGAGACGCCCGCCGCCAAUGGCGCGGCCCGAAGCUCCCUCGCCCCCUCCUCGUCCCGGCCAGGAAGGGGCCGCCGGGCGGAGCAGGAGAUCCCGCCCGCGGACGGCCCCCAGUGGUACGAGACCGCGGACAUGGACGAGGACUACCGCAAGUUCUGGAGGCGAACGCGCAUAGUGGACGGCCGGCCGGUGCUCCAGGUAGGAGAAGGCAAGGUCGUCCGCUACGGGCUGGACGCCGUGCCGGUUCGGCUCAGCGAGAUAGCUGAUUGGGCGGAGAAGAACGGUUGGUGGAAGGAAGUGCCCGCCGUUGCUGCUUCUGGGGAGGAUGGCGACGGCGUCGAGGUUGAGGAGGAGGACAAGGUGGCGCCGAUGAUGGUGUCUCCUGUGCGCGAUUCCCCUCCGCGUUGGCGAAAAAAGAAGGUGGAACAGGGUCAGAAGGAGAAGGGUGGCGCUGGGAAGAUCAAUUCGGUGAAUAGAGAAGAUAACAUGUUGAGCGUGGUGCCUGUGGAGAAGCUGAAUAUCGUGUACACAGAGACAAACUUAAGUAAUGGGCUUGAGGCUGAUCCUCACAUUGCUGCGGGAUUUUAUGGUGUUGUAUGGCCUACACAUAUCAUGGAGAGGCCAGAAUCAUCCUUCAAGAAAAAGUUGCUGUGUGUUCUCAGAAAACCAUGUUGCCCGGAAGAAUACAAGAACCUGUUUGCUGCUGCUAGUAAUCGCCUUCCGGCAACAAAGAGAAGGCAGACACGCAGAGGUGUGAAGUACUACAACUCUCCACAUGAAACGAAUCAAUCAUAUUUUGAUUCUCACCCAGAAAUAUCUUUCUGUUAA